AAACCUUGCCCUAACACUGCGGAUAGAUAGAUGCUCUGUGCAAUCGAUUACGCUAACUAUAUAUACUGUAAGGAUUCUAUAGGCUUUUUGGAAGCAGUUAUUUUCAGUUCACAAAAUUUCGCACAAAAGCAUUUGCAUGCAAAGCUGGUGUUAUGUUACAGAUUGUUGAUGGUAAAAAUUGUCCUUUGUUUUUUUUUUGCCCGCCCCCUCCCCUUACUUUGUGUGCUAGUAUGUUAGCCCUUUAGCCAAUGCUACCCGAAAAUAUUCUAAUAUAACAUAUGGGUAGAUAAUUAGAUUUUUUAAGUGUAAACAGUGAAGCUUGUUUGGAUAAUCACGGCCUCUCUGCUAUUCUCAGUGAGUUUGUACUUUCAGCUUUAACAUGGCGGAAAACAAUGCAGAGUCAGCUCACUCUCCAGCUACGGUGGAUAAUAAAAAGUCGACACACCCUGUUGAAGGUUUUUUGUGAUGUGAAUGAGAACCAAGUCCAGUAAUGUCAGAUCUGUUUACACCUUUAAUGGGAAAUAGCAACCAACAAAAUUCACCUGAAAAAACAAAUGAAAACAUUUAAGGAAGAAAAAGAAAAAAAUUGGCUGGUUUGUGCCCCCAUUUAUAAUAUGGUGCUCAAAUUGAACCAAAAAUGUUCAAAUUAGUAUUAAUUACCACACAUCCGUCAUCCGUGAAGUGAUCCUGAUUAACCGCAAAUAAAUAUCCUAUCGGAUUUCUUUCCCAUCUUCUUGGUUUCAACGGACUGUUGAAGCCAUGGUUCGUAAAGAGCUUGCAAAGCAUGUCAGGGAUCUCAUUGUUGAAAGGUAUUUAUUAGGAGAGGGUUACAAAAGAAUCUCCAAGACAUUAGCUGUACCAUGGAGCACCGUGAGGGCCAUCAUCAACAAGUGGAAGAAGUGGGGCACCACAGUGUCGUUACCAAGAACAGGACGUCCUUCCAACAUUGACAAAAGGACAAGACGAAAACGUAUCAGGGAGGCUGUCGAGAGACCUACGGCAACUUUAAAGGAGCUGCAGGAAUAUCUGAACGUCAGUAGCGUGACAGAGGAACGUCAGAAAGAGACGGAGACGCCAUUAGGUGCCGAGGUUCCUAGAUCCGAUUCGUCCAAGCAGGGCGUCGAGGAAGACGAGCUGGACGGGCUUCCUGUUUUUGGAGCGGAUGAAGAAGAGGGUGAUAUGGAGAGCAGCUCCACUCAGAAAGACAAGCGGACUGAUGAAAAAGAUGAUAAUGAAAACAGUAACAGUGUCUCGCCUAAAGAUAACGAAGCAGUUGAAGGUGUGCAGCACUCUCAGCCGGAGGACAGACCCUCACAAAACGAAGGCAGUGCAUCAUCACAGGAAAAAGGAAGCCGAGAGGAAAUCCUGCAUUCUCCGUUGAAGAAAAUAAAGGAUGAGCCCAUAGAUGAGGACUAUGAUAAAGCGCUCAUCAGUUCUUCGCACUCAGACAUCAGCCGUGUUAAAGAGGAGCUCGAGAAUGGAGAUCAUGAGUCAUCGGUUCCUCUGGAUGAAUUGAGGAUCAGCUCUGUCUUUUCUGUUAGAGGAAACAGUGAUGCCAUUACUGCUCCUGUUGCAGCCCCACAACCGCCUCCGUUCUCUGCUAUAACUCAGCCAGCCUCUGCAAUCAGACCACCUCCUAUAGUCCUGCAGGCUCAAAUGCAGCCUCAUUUUCAAGCACAUCUCCAGCUUCAACCCAAGACCUUGGCCCAGCUUCAACCGCAUCUGCAAACUCACCUUCAGGCACAGCUUCAAACUCAUCUCCAACCUCAACUUCAACUCCAAGCACAGCUUCAAGCGCAGCUUCAAACGCAGCUUCAACCGCAACUCCCACACCAGCUUCAACCGCAGCUCCCACACCAGCUUCAACCGCAGCUCCCACACCAACUACAACCACAGCUCUCGCACCAGCUCCCACCCCAGCUCCAGCCGCAGCUCCCACCCCAGCUCCAGCCUCAGCUCCCACCCCAGCUCCAACCACAGACCCCACCGCAGCUCCAGACACAACCGCCACCCCAUCCGCAGGCUCAGCCCACACACCAGCUUCAGACACAACCCCCACCACAACAGCAGCCCCCUUCUGGUCCUGUGCGAAUCUGCUGUUCAGGCUGCUCUAAGGUUCUUCAGAAAGGUCAGACUGCAUUUCAGAAGAAGGGCUCCAAUCAGCUCUUCUGCUCUACCGUGUGUCUGACUGGAUUCACCCUACCUCCAGCCCCCAAUAUUGCCCCAAAGAAAACCUGCCACCUCUGUCUCAAGGUGAUUGGGAAUCUAAAAGACUUGAUAACAGUCCCAGUCGAUGCAGCAAACACCUUGAAGGAGUUUUGUAGCCUGUCUUGUCUGAGCAUUUACAAGUCCAGAGUGGAAGGUUUAACUGAAGAGGAUGCCGUUGUCAGAUGCGCCGUGUGCAGAAAUCCCAGUGAGAUUCAACAUGAAGUGAAUCAUCAGGGCAUUCUGCACCGUCUCUGCAGCGACGAAUGCUUCUCACGCUUCCGAUCAUCCAAAAGGUUAUCCAUGAGCUGCUGCGAGAGCUGCGGCAACUGCACCGUCACAGGAAACUAUCACCUCGUUCAGAUAGAGGACGCUGUUAAGAAAUUCUGUAGCCCAGCCUGCAUCUGCGCUUAUAAACAGAAAAGUGGUAAGAGAGUCUACUGCCCCUGCUGUCAAGAUUUUAAAGCUAUGGAUCAGAUGUUGGAAGGCACGAAUGCGCAAGGAGUCAUAGAGUUCUUCUGCUCCUCCAGAUGUGUGGCUAAUAGUCAGGCGUCCUGCACUUUGUCAGGUGCUUCAUUCCCAUGCACAAAUUGCCAGAAGUUAGCUGUUCCUCAGUAUCACUUGGUGAUGCCUGACGGAGCCAUUCGGAAUUUCUGCUCGUACGAGUGUGUUGGCAGAUUCCAGGAGAGGCUGCAGAGGUCCGCUCAAAUUAACGGCGGAUCCUAUCACAGUCCAAACACGGGUCCCCAUCCUCCUGUACCUCAUCAUCCGUCUGCCCAAGGAUUUAAUCCACCUCAUAAUGCAGUGCCUGUUUUGAAUCAAAACACCAUCUCGCCAUAUGUGCCUGCUUCCCGACCGACAAACCCACAAGACCCCCAGCAUCAGCCAGAAGCUCUCGGCCCGGUCAAACUCGCCUGUAAACAGUGCCAGAAGCAGUUCAGCUCGAAACCCGAAGUCCUACAGUUUAAGAAUCAUGUGGGCCUCUUCUGCUCACGCCUCUGUUGCGACAUGUAUAAGAGGGAAAGAGAUGUCAAAGCAGUGUGCGAGUACUGCAAAGAAGAAAAGGUGGCCAAGGAAAUUGUCGUCUAUGAGAAGCAGCCGCGGGCUUUCUGUUGUGAAGGCUGCAAACUACUCUACAAACAUGACUAUGCCAAGCAGCAUGGGGGUCAGUGCAGAGUUUGUGCUUUCUGUUGCAAUGUGACCCACAAAACCAUCCAGAAUCACUUCGGAGGCAAGCUGGAAGAGUUCUGCUCAGAAGAGUGCAUGUCUCUCUACACCGUUCUCUUCUACGAGAUGGCAAAGUGUCAUGCUUGUAAGAAUCAGGGACCGCUUAAGGAGAGCAUCAGAUGGGAUGAAACUGUCCGACACUUCUGCAACCUGCACUGUCUUUUGCAUUUUUGCUCCAAGAGUAUCAUCCCAGAUCAGCCAAACAGCAAUGGUAUUAAUACUGCUGCCACCACGGCUCAAGCCCCACUGUCUCUCUCGAAGGACAUGCCAGUAAUCGGUGGUGUUGUGUCAUUGGCUUCUGCUCUGGCUGGCAACACUGCACUCACAGGAGCACUGCCUACCUCAAACGCCAGCUCCAAAAUCAUAGGCGACGCAAGCACCCAAACGGAUGCCGCGGUGAAUGGCGAUCCUCAGCAGCGACGGAUGCUGAAGAAUAAAGCCGUCAUGUGCAAACCCAUCAAUGAUGAGCAGAGCAUCCAGUGUGAUCUUGAACCUCCAAAACUACUGUCUGAGACCGUUAUUGAUGAAAACGGAGAGAAAGUGAGACUGAUCCCUGUGCCUAUACCUAUUCCAACACCCAUAUACAUUCCUGUGCCUGUCCACCUGUACACACAGUACACACCAUUUCCUCUGGGAUUCCCACUUCCUAUACCUGUGCCACUUUUUGUGCCAAAUUCUCCGGAAUCUGCACAGCCAAGUUCCACUAAAGGCAGCGUCCCUUCACAAAGCUCAGUGGAGGAUGAAGAUGUGGAAAAGGGCAAGAGCAGGCCCCUGUCCCACGGAGACCAGGGCAGUACAUACAGUGGGGAUUUGGAGUCAGAGGCCAGGUCAACUCCUUUCAGUUGGGCGGAUCCUGAAGAUUCUUCACACAAUCUUAAGCCAUCAGUUCCUUUAUCUGAACAAGAGGGACCAAAAGAUGCUCCUGCUUCCUCCACAGCAUGCAACUUGCUAGAUUUGGAAAAGGACUUUCCUCUUGCAUCAAAUGAUCACGAAGCAGCAAAGGAGCAGAAAUCACCAGCAAAACGGCGCAAGAGAGGAAAGAAGAUAUCUGAUGUUGAAGAACCGAAGAGUUUCAAAGAAGAACUGGAUGUAGUUGAUUGUGCACAGUUCAUCUUGGACACUAAUAUCGAGCAGUUCAAUGUGGAUUCUUGUCAACAUGGUGGAACACUGGGGAGAAGUAUUUUCAUUAGCUCAGAAUGCGCUCCAAUUGAUGAUGAGCUGGACGAGGAACAAAACACGUUUAAAUACGAUGAAGAGCUUACCCCAUCAAAUGGGUCAAUGGUAUCUUCAAGGCCAAGCCUGAAAUCAACGAAUAAAACCAUUAGAGCUCAGACAUCAUGCACCAAAAAACAGUUCUGUGUUUACUGUCAAAAAUCAAAUACCAAAAUAGCAAGGCACUUGGAGCGAAUGCAUUCAAAUGAAACAGAUGUAGCAUAUGCCCUCAGCUUUCCGAAAAAAUCUAAAAGACGACACAUGCUUCUUGAACAGCUUCGCAAGAAAGGCAAUUAUAAGCAUAACAUUGAAGUUAUUCGCAAUGGAAAUGGGGAUAUAGUUAUGCAAAAACAAACAAAAAGAAAAAGGUCUGCGAAGGAAUACUUGCCUUGCCAAUAUUGCCUAGCUUUCUUUCUCCGGGAAGGGUUGGAGAAACACGAGUACGCAUGCAGGAGAAAAAUGCUUUCAAAUUCUUUGGAGUCUUUGGAACAACAGGACUCGAAACAUGAGUCCUGCUUCCAGUCCACUACAGAGCACAAUGCGCCAUCACUUGUCAACUUGGUCCAAUUGCAAAUUCCAUGUACCAGCUCUGAAGCCAGGUCACAUCCCGAAUCAACCUUCCACAGUAUUGAAACCUGCUCUUUCUCAAGUGCUCAAUCAAGUCCGGGAUUUUCUGAUCAAAUAAAUCUAAAACCUGGCCUUGGAUCAAGUCAUACAUUUAGUCAAUCUAGUCCUGAAUCCUUACUUCCUAUUAGUUCUGAUCUUGGUCAGUCUCCUGUCCAAGCAGAUUUCUCUGAUGAAUGCACCAUGACAUCUAGUCCGCAAUCUAGCCCUCAAUCUAGUUUUGAAUCCCACUUACAGUCCAAUGAGAUAUCAAGUCCUGCAACUGUUCAUCCUAUUCCCAAACCUUGUGACCAGAGUAGCCUUAUAAUCACUGCUGAAAGUAGCCCAAAGUCCAGUAAGACAAGUUUUGAGUUGUGCCUACCAGAAUCUGGCCCACUGCCUUAUCCUGAAUCAAGUCCUAGUCAUUUAAGCAUUGACUUGUGCUUCGAAGAUGUUUUGAGGACCAGUCCUGAAACCAGUCUCCCCAGUAUUCCUGAAUAUUGCAACAUCGAUGGAUCCAGCAUAAAAACGACUCUAGAAUCGUGUCUUGUAAGCAGUAUGAUGUACGCCGAUGCAUCUGGGAGUGCAAAUUUGAAUGCUGAAUCGUUCUGUCAGGCCAUUGCCAGUCAAAUACCAAGCCCAAAUCCUACUCAACCAAGUUUGGAGUCCUGCUUUUUAGCCAGUAUGGGAUGUGAACUCGGGCCACCACGCAGUCCGGAAUUGUCUAAUCAAACAACAUUUGUGUUGAGUCAUGAAUCUACUCUUCAAUCCAAAUUUGAAUCCUGCAGACAUGAUGAGAAAUCAAGCCUUAAAACUAGUCCUUGUUGUAGUCCUCAGUCUUAUCAAGAAAGCCAAAGCAGUGCUGAAUACAGCCCAGAUGCCAGUCAGACAAGUUUUGAAUUGUGCCUCUCCUCCAGCCCUGAAAAUAGCUCUGAAAAUUCAGAUGCUAGUCCUCAGAUUAUUUUUGAAUCUUGCUUUGAGCCAGUUUUCCAAUCUAGUUCUAAGACAAGUCUCUUUCCUGCUCCUGAAUCUUUCCACUACCAAGGUGUUGAGUCCAACGUGAACCCUACGACUGAACACUGUCUCACAUCCAGUAUGAAGUGCAGCAGUCCUCCACCCAGCAGUCCUGAGGCUAAUACAGAGUCUGUACCACAGAUCCUCAGUGCCGGCUCCCACUACCUGGACUCGGAUGCCCCAAGUGGGCUUGUUUGCAAUUUGAUUAAUGCUGACAGCUCAGACAUGUCUCCUGCAGAAAGCUUGAUGUAUCAAAAGAAGUCUCUUGAGAUUGUUGAUGUAGACUCCAAUUCACAGUGUGAGACAGAAUCUACCCUAAACCUCAAAAAGUGUUCUGGUUCACUCUCAAGCACAAAGUCUAGUCCACAAUCUAUUUCAAAUUUGAGUUCAGUCUGUAAUAGCUCUUCUGAACCAGCGAUGUCCCAACAGAUAAGUUUAAACAAAACACCAGAUGGUGAAAGGUUACGGAUGAAAAGGCAGUUCUGUCUUUACUGUAAGAAGCCCUAUGUCAAGAUGGCACGGCAUUUAGGCCAAAAGCAUGCAAAAGAGAUUGAUGUAGCACAUGCUCUUACUUUUAGAAAGGGAUCUAAAAAACGGCUUCUUCUGUUUGAACAGCUUCGAAAGAAAGGGAACUAUCAGCAUAAUGUUGAAGUUCUUAAAAAUGGAAGUGGAGAGCUUAUCACCUGUAAACGAGCAACUAAAGAUCAUUCUGUAGGUAUGUACCUGCCUUGUCAAUAUUGCCUGGCGUUUUAUAUUCGCCAUGAUCUGUGGAGGCAUGAAAAACGUUGCCGAGUGAGAACGAAUGGUAACCCUGUUUGCCUUAAAAGGACUGUAUCCACAAUGUUGCUUCCAAUGCAGGGUAGUGUUUCUGGAGAUUUGGAAGAAGCUAUUCAUAGUAUGAAGCAAGACAGUGUCUUGAAUCAUAUACGAGAUGAUGCUCUGAUUUGCAAGUAUGGCGCUAGGCUUUUUGUAAAACUUGGACAUGGUAAAAAGCAUCAGAUGUAUGUAACACAGAAGAUGAGGGAAUUAGCGAGAUUUAUGCUAGUUGUGAAAGAGUUAGACAGAAGUGUUCAGUAUCUGCAUCAUCUGUGCACUCCGUCCAGGUUUGAUUUGGUCAUUAAAGGUGCAAAGAUAGUUAGUGGGUUUGAUGAAACUUUGAGCAAAUUUGAAAAGCCAUCUCUGGCCUUCAAAAUUGGCAAUUCCAUAAGACAAGCAGCUGAAAUUAUUUGCGGUGAGAAUGUUAUGGAGGGUGAUACAGAGACUGUUGCUAAUGUUAAAGAGUUUAUUGGGCUUCUUGAGAAAAAUUGGAUUUCCAGUGCUAAAAACGCGGACCCAGUCGAUCCCGAUAGCACUGAGGUCGACAGUUGCUUAGACAAGCCUACCACAGCAUGUCAGGAGAUUUGUCCCGUGUCGAGCAACCCCAGCAAAAAUCUCAAGCCUGAGUUAUGUGCUCACAGUACUAGUCAGGACGUUGGCAAAAAUGUGGAUAGCCCUGAGAAGUUAUUUUGUGGCACUAAAGCCAUAGUGUCGUCUACCAGCACUAGCGCAGCACAGUCUUCUAUACAGUCUAUGUCUUAUUCACAGUCAGGUGUGUUACCUUUAAUAAUAAGAACAGCGAAAGGUGGAAAAAAACACUUCUGUGUUUAUUGUAGGAAACCCUUCAUCAAAUUAGCAAGGCACUUGUCACGGAGCCAUGCAAAAGAAAAGGACGUAGCGCAUUUUCUCAGCCUCCCAAUGGGAUCCAAAACUCGACAUUGCUUGCUUAAACAGCUUCGUAAUAGAGGUAAUUACCAUCAUAACAUCAAAGUUCAGCAAACUGGAAACGGGGAAAUCAUCCCACUGAGGCGGCAAAAAAAAGAUAAUUCAUUAAAUUCCUACCAACCUUGCGCUCACUGUCUGGGUUUUUUUCUUCAACGUGACUUGUGGAGGCAUCAAAGAUCAUGCGAAAUGAGGAAAGAUGAUGAAAAUCUCCCUCGUAGAAGAAGAAGAUCUCGAUCGGCCUUAUCUAAGAAUUUUGUCUUGCACGAGUGCCUUUCUGAGGGCUGCCAAAAUGUUGUUCGCAACAUGAGAGACGAUGACGUCUCGAAAUAUUUAAGGAACGAUACCUUAAUCUGCAAAUUUGGAAAUAGGCUUUAUGAAAAGCAUGGGCAUGAAAAGGAAGGACACGAAUACAUAUCACAAAAAAUGAGAGCACUAGGUAGAUUUAUGUUGAUCGUGAGGGAAUUGGACCACAAUGUUGAGGAUCUGUAUCAAGUAUGUACUGAAUCCAGGUUCAGUUUGGCUUUGGAAGCUGUCAAGAAGGUCAGCGGUUUUGAUCCGGACUCGAACAGAUUUAAAAAAUCGGUAGCAUUGAAAAUGGGUUAUUCAUUGAAGUGUGCCACUGAAGUUGCUUUGGAAGAGAAUGAUAUGGCAGAUGAAGCUAGAAAUCAGGCCAAAAAAUUCAUUGAGCUGCUGGGAACAGAUUGGCUUCCUUAUGAACCUUCAAAUCCUUGUAAGCAGACUGAACGAGAUAUAAUACAUCUGAUAGAUGAUGUCGUCAAACUACAGAACUUCCUGAAAAAUACUGAAGACAAAGCCAUAGUGGAACUUAUGGAGCGUCCUAAUUGUAAAUCAUGGCAAAGGCUACGUGAAAGCCUUCUUGCUCAAGUGACUCUGUUUAACAAAGGAAGGAGGAACAUAGUUGAGAAAAUGCUGCUUGAGGAGUACAGACAGAAGGACAAAGAGCCUUUCCAUGGACAAAUGUGUGAACCCCUAUCCAAGCUGGAACAGGCUCUUAGCGGUGUGUUAAUAAGAGUGGGAGUCUCUUGUAAAGAGGGAAGUUGGAUUCCUGUUUUGUUUACUGAAAGGAUGGCAUCCUCUCUAGACAUCCUUAUCAAAUACCGUGAGGAUGUAGGUGUUCCCGUGGACAACCCUUACAUGUUUCCCCAAAUGACUGCUGACGGUCACAUAAGAGCACAUGACUGCGUAAGGAUCUUUGCCCAGAAUUGUGGUGUAACCAAGCUUGAAGUUCAUAUGCGUAAGAAUGUGGCUACUAUUUUCCAAAUACGGAGCCUUAACUGCAGUGAAAAGCAGCAGGUAGCUGCGCUUGUGGGCGACAACAGCUUUGACCUCCAAACACUGGAUGAAAACUUCUUGCAGUUGGCGAAAAUCUGCAACCUCUUGCAAACAAUGGACGAAAGUCCUGGUUCAUACGAGGAGGCAGAUCUUGAUGAUGCUCCUGCCCUAAUGUGCAAAAGGAAAAAUUGGAACCAGGAGGAACAACGAGCUGUGAGGAAGCAUCUGGGAAAUUAUAUAUCCAUCAAUAAAGUGCCAGGCAAAAAGGACUGUCUGGAUUGUAUUAUGACUGAGCCAGAGGCUCUCAGGACAAGGACGUGGCGGGACGUUAAAAAUUACAUCCAUAACACUAUAAGGUCAAAGAAAAAGAAGAGAAAGGGUUCAAGGCAGAUGGACAGUGAAAGCAACGGAGAUAAUCUCGGUGAAGUUGUUGCCAUGGAGCCUGCCACAAAAAGACCUCGUCGUAAAGGAAGACGAAGACGGCGUAUGUGAAUAUAACACGACUGAUAUGCACAUUAAAACCAGCCACUUUUGCUUGGGAGGAGAAUUGAAUGGUUAACAAUUUGAGCUUGCUUAGAAAAACACAGUGGAUAUUGAAGAUCUUGACAGACUACAUAUUCCUGUGUGAACCAGAAAGAUGAUAUUAGCUGUAGAAGACUUGUAUCCCAUUUUUCAUUUCUCUCUUGAUUUUGUCAGUAACUGAUUGCUUAAGAGUAGAAGCUGAGAGUACUUUAUUGCAUAAAGCUGGCCGACAUUUCUUUCCCCCCAGUUACCAGUUCCGUAGGUGAGCAUCUCAGCCGGCUGUUGGAUUCUCAUUAUUUCUGACGUUUAUACAUGCACAGCUUGUAGCUUUGAUAUUCGAUAUGCCUAAGUAUUGCAUCCAAAAUUGAAUUAGAUAAGAUUAUUCUUAAAUUGUAAUAUAUAACACCUAUUUUGUUAAACACUUUAAAGACCAGACAGUAAUUUCUUCCUGCACUCAUGGUACUUUGGGGCCUCGGGGUUUGAUUAUUCUCUAAAAAAAGAAAGAAAAAAAAGAAGAAGAAGAGUUCAUCCCGAAGUGUUUACUUCCUCUUAUACCAUGGCACUUUUCAUUUAUUACAAAAAAAUCAGACAAUUUUUCUUGUCUGUUUAUAUUUACGAUUACUAUUGAGGAACGUCCGUGAAGCUUAAUUUUCGUUAUAACAUGUUAAAUAAAAAUCUUGGAGAAAGAGUAACAGCUCUCUUUUGUUUUUGUUCUUCUGUUAAACGACAGCACCAUAUGACGUUUUGUUCUUUACGUACAAAAUGAUUUCCUUCAAGUGCUUUAGGUUUAUUAGCCUGAUUUUCUAGUGAGUUUCAUAUGAUUCACUGUUCAUUUUGAGGUAUUACUGACAUUGAGAACAGAUUUGUGUUUUUAUUUUUAAUUU
Messenger RNA from Hemibagrus wyckioides, 10721 nucleotides. Its product is annotated as zinc finger MYM-type protein 4. Gene Ontology annotation, molecular function: zinc ion binding. The coding region runs from base 760 to 9807 and encodes 3015 amino acids. The record is from RefSeq and is a predicted model, not a curated record. Lineage: Eukaryota; Metazoa; Chordata; Actinopteri; Siluriformes; Bagridae. The transcript has 25 exons.